CUACAGAUUCCCCAUGACCCAGCCUUUUUUAGUCGCUUUCGAACUUAAGGCCCAUGAAUCUAGUUUCGGCGCCUGCUUAUCUCGUCCGUAUCGCAUCCCAGCAUUCCGACGAAGUUGUGACUCACGACAGAGGUGCACAGCGAUGUUAAAUAUCUUUUGUCUGAAGAUUGGCGGGGUCACUAGACUGCAAGUACUAUGGCAUUCUCUGUAAAAAAAAACGUCUUGUCGUGCUGGCCUGUCGGUCUAAAGAUGGCACUGUAUAGGUCCGAUACGAUCCAGGACAAAUCGACAGAGGUCCCUCGAGCAUGUAUUUUCAGAUAUGAUAGGUUUCCUCAUCUCAUCGGCGAUUUGAGCGAUGUCUACCGAUGUACCAUGGUUUCAAAGUCUCAUGGAAAAAUAGAGGUUGCUAUCAAAUCCUUGAGGAUCCUUGAUUCAAGCGAAGAAGCGAUAAGAGUAUUGCGCAAGAGGAUCUAUGGCGAAGUGCGCGUGUGGACAACGUUGCAUCAUAAGAAUGUACUUCGCCUUUUUGGGACGACCUCAGGAUUUGGAUCGCUCCCCGCAUUCGUGACUCCUUGGAUGGAGCGUGGAUCAUUGACGAACUAUCUGUCUAUUGAAUUUUCUAAUCUAAUGGAUGGUGACAAGUUCAUACUCCUUGAACAGAUUACGACAGCCAUCCAGUAUCUUCACGACAGAAAUGUCAUUCAUGGGAACCUCUCUGGGCACAACAUAUUGAUCGAUUCCAAAGGAAACGCUCACGUAACAGACUUCGGACUGUCGGCGAUCCUUGCAGAAUGCGAUAGCUCGUCCUGCGAAACUUACUACCCGGGUUCUAUACGCUGGGCCGCGCCUGAAUUGAUAGAUCUUACAGAUGAAGAAGCUGGAAAGCCGACUACCCGCUCCGACGUUUACUCGCUCGGUUGCGUAAUACUUCAGCUCCCUUAUGAUUGGCUGGCAGACCCUUUUCAUAUCAUGGCUGCCAGACACAAGGGUAUGCAACCCAUGGCAGCAGACAGUUCAGUUGACAGGCGCCACGUACCCCUUCUUCAAGAAUGCUGGUCAAGGUCAUCUGACAGACCAACUGUUGACCACAUUCUCAGUUAUGUUCAAAGUGCAUUGCCACCGUAGUGAUUGCAGGCAGUCAUUCUUGGAUAAUCGCUUCACGCCACAUUCUCUUUUCGUAUAUCCGUAUUUUUAUUUAGGUAGUACUAGUCCCGCACGAGGUCUUUUAUAUAUCGUUACCAUACACACACCAGUAGUCUUCUUGAAAAUAUGUAGCUGCGUAUCUUUUACUUACAUAGAUCCCGACAUCACAAUGGCAACGUAUGCCUUUCCAGUGAUAUCAGCUGCUCUAGU
Molecule: messenger RNA, 1353 nt
Organism: Suillus fuscotomentosus
Lineage: Eukaryota; Fungi; Basidiomycota; Agaricomycetes; Boletales; Suillaceae
Product: kinase-like domain-containing protein
Exons: 8
Coding region: 196-1125 (309 amino acids)
Biological process (GO): protein phosphorylation
Cellular component (GO): cytoplasm
Molecular function (GO): protein serine/threonine kinase activity; ATP binding
Source: RefSeq, a predicted model, not a curated record